Molecule: messenger RNA, 2672 nt
Organism: Cuscuta europaea
Lineage: Eukaryota; Viridiplantae; Streptophyta; Magnoliopsida; Solanales; Convolvulaceae
Source: the annotation of a GenBank genome assembly
UUUGAAUCUUCUCUUUUUGACAGUAGCAGGCCGUAUUAUUUGUACUUUUAUAUCACAUCAUAUAUACAUAAUUGGUGAUUUUUAACAUAUUGGGGAUUGGAGACCGAUAGCUCUAUGUAAUGUUGCUUACAAGAUAUUUGCUAAGCUGAUGGCUAACCGUAUGAAGAGACUGCUUGACCCAAUUAUAGCAGAAGCGCAAAGUGCGUUUAUACUGGGUAGAUCUAUUGUUGAUAACAUUGUCAUUGCUUUUGAGGUUCAACACUUUUUAAAGAGGAAAACUCAAGGCAAAGAAGGGUACAUGGCGUUGAAACUUAAUAUGAGCAAGGCUUAUGAUAGAGUAGAAUGGAGGUUUCUGGAGGCUGUCAUGCAGCGGUUGGGUUUUCAUAGCGGGUGGAUUAAUUUGGUGUUGCAGUGUGUGGCCACGGUUCUGUUUAAUGUUCAGGUUAAUAAUGAGAUUGUAGGCCCUAUUAUCCCUACUCGGGGAAUCAGACAGGGGGAUCCAUUAUCGCCAUAUUUGUUUAUUUUAAUUGCGGAGGGAUUGAGUGCCCGUAUUCGGGAGGGCGGAGCAGAUAGACACUUACAGGGUAUACGAUUAGCUCGAAGUGUGCCGACAUUAACCCAUCUUUUAUUUGCAGAUGACAGAUUUCUUUUCUUCAGGGCUAAUGAAGUGGAUUGUACUUUCAUAAAGAUGUUGGAUACAUAUUCUGGAGGUUCCGGUCAGCUGGUAAAUUAUGAUAAGUCGAGUGUCAGAUUUAAUGCAAAUGUAGCGUGGGAUGAUAGAGACUAUUUGUGUAGCCUUCUUGGAGUUAAUGAGGAUAGAGGUGGAGGUAAAUAUCUUGGUUUGCCAUCACUGGUGGGGCGAAAUAAGAAAGAAAUUUUCGGCUAUAUUAAGGAGAAAGUUGUUCAAAGAAUUCAAAGGUGGAAUAGUCGUUUCUUAUCUAGAGCGAGGAGGGAGAUAUUGUUGAAGACAGUACUCCAAGCAAUGCCACAAUAUGCUAUGAAUGUGUUCCUUCUACCGGCUGAUUUAUGCGAGGAGAUUGAACGUGUUAUGAAUGCUUUUUGGUGGCGGGGCCAUACUUUUAAAGGAAAAGGCAUAAGGUGGCGAAAUUGGUCUGACUUAUGUGUGCCGAAAAGCUCAGGCGGGAUGGGAUUUCGGAAGCUCAGGCGGGGCCAUACAAGUUUGGAGGCUUAUUAAGUAACCGGAAACACUUGUUAGUAAGAUUUUGAAGGCUCGGUAUUUCCCCAAGGGAGGCGUGCUGGAGGCAGGUCGGGAAGUAAUCCCUCCCUUAUAUGGAGGAGCAUAGUGGCAGCUAUCCCUGCAGUUCGGGAAGGAGUUUUAUGCCGAGUGGGGGAUGGCUCUUCUAUUCGAGUGUGGAAGGACAAGUGGAUACCUAAGACAACGGGGGACACCGGCUGGGGAGAUUGUUAGCGGUUUAGAAGAUAUCACAGUAAACUCCUUAAUGACGAUGGAUGGCAGCAGCUGGGAGUGGGAUAUAUUGAAGGAUUUGCUUAAUGUUGAGGAUCGCGAAGAUAUAUCUACCAUUCUGUUAAAAGGUUUCAGAGGGGUGGACAAAAUGAUAUGGGUCGAUGACAAGAAAGGAAGAUAUUCGGUUUGAAGCUGCUAUAAAAUGCUAUCAAAAGGAGACUUGGAUACUCGGACUUGGACUCGUGUUUGGAAGCUGGAAAUACCACAAAAAAUGAAGGCUUUCUUUUGGUAAGUGUGUACGGACGGCCUUCUAUCUAAGGAGAGAUUGUUGCAGUGUCGGGUACCGGUUUGGCCAAUGUGCAGUACGUGUGGCGUGGAAAGAGAGAGUAUCUUGCAUGCUUUGUGCGACUGCCCUUUAGUAAAAGAAGUAUGGCGUAGUCAAAGCAAUGUGUUUGUCCACGCGGGGGCUUCAACAUUCAAGGAAUGGGCUGAUGCAUUUAGCAGUAGAUGCUCCUGCUCGGAGUUUACCCAAUUUGUGGCAAUAUGCUGGAGCUUAUGGAAGGCAAGAAAUGAUAGGGUUUGGAGGAAUGGUAAGUCCACCUGGAGGGGAGUCGUGGCUUGUGGCGAAACCAUGCUCCCUGGAUGGCAGGAGGCUCGCCUUAACUGUCAGGCGAGGAGGGUGGAAGCCGUUGUUGACCGGUGGAAACCGCCGAGUGCGGGUGUAAUAAAAAUAAAUGUAGACGCGGCGGGUCAAGUGAAUGGGGAGUGGCGGGGGCUUGGGAUGGUUGCACGGGACGAAGAGGGUCGGUUUGUUGCUGCCAGGAGAAUUAGGGAGCAGGGGAGAUAUGCAGUGAGUAUAACGGAAGCUCUUGUUGUUUGUGAAGCUUUGUAUUGGGCGGCCCGGGCAGGAUGGUGACAAUUUAUUGUGGAAUCAGAUGCUCUUUCGGUUGUCAAUAGGAUCAUAUCUUGUGAUGGUAUUUCGUAUGAGGAUGGUAUAUACGCAGAAAUGAGACAUUAUGGCAAGAUUUGUUAAUGUAAAUGCCCACUUUGUGAAGUGACCAACGAAUAGGGUUGCCCAUGCAUCGGCUAGGCAAGCUAUUUCAGAGUCUGAGGUUGUUUUUACUUGGACUGUAAUUCGUCCCAGACCAGAACAUAUUUAUUAUUAUUAUUAUUAUUAUCAUCAUCAUCAUCAUCAUCAUCAUCAUCAUCAUCAUCAUCAUCAGCAGCAUCAGCAUCAGCAUCAUCA